Hypanus sabinus (Atlantic stingray) is the source of this 444-nucleotide messenger RNA. RefSeq names its product superoxide dismutase [Cu-Zn]-like. Lineage: Eukaryota; Metazoa; Chordata; Chondrichthyes; Myliobatiformes; Dasyatidae. The coding region runs from base 1 to 444 and encodes 147 amino acids. Gene Ontology annotation, molecular function: copper ion binding; superoxide dismutase activity. Gene Ontology annotation, biological process: removal of superoxide radicals. The record is from RefSeq and is a predicted model, not a curated record. The transcript has 4 exons.
AUGGAAGCGGAGGGACGGGAGGCGCAUGCUCAGUGCCGUCCGUUCAGUCGGUUAAAACAUGAUAGCCGCAGGUACUUGUUUGCUGCGAGGCGACGAGGUGGAGCAGGACAAUUCCAUCCAAGGGAUCGUCACUUUCGAAUGGGAUGCUACACUAGUUCAGGAGUGCAUUAUAAUCCCUGUGAGAAAAAACAUGGCGGACCACAAGAUGAUGAGAGACAUGUUGGUGACCUAGGUAACAUAGAAGCUAAUGAUGAUGGAAUUGCGAAGUUUGAAAUGCAUGAUCGACUCCUUCGUUUAGCAGGAAAUUAUUCAGUAAUUGGACGCACUUUGGUGGUUACUGAAAAUGAAGAUGAUCUGGGUAAAGGUGGAAAUGAAGAAAGUCUUAUCAGAGGAAAUGCUGGAAAAGGUUUAGCCUGGGGUAUCAUUGGAAUAGCUAAUAAAUAA